Molecule: messenger RNA, 2371 nt
Organism: Boleophthalmus pectinirostris (great blue-spotted mudskipper)
Lineage: Eukaryota; Metazoa; Chordata; Actinopteri; Gobiiformes; Gobiidae
Gene: oafa
Product: OAF homolog a (Drosophila)
Exons: 4
Coding region: 394-1212 (272 amino acids)
Source: RefSeq, a predicted model, not a curated record
AGAGGCUGCUGUGGCUUUAAGAGUUUACUACAAUCAGCGCACUCACUCCACACACAACAGAAAAAAGUUUGGAGGCCAAGCGAGCUGUGGGAUACCAACGGAUCGGAAGUGACGGGACAACAUAAACCGAAAGAAGGGGCAAAGUUAAGACGGGAUAUCAACUCUAGGACACAAAACAGAAUGAGAAUCAACGUGCUCUCCACAGGCAGAGCGCGGAGAGUGAAAGGCGCCCGGACAAGCGCUCUCUGAAGUCAGGGGACUCAGAUUUGGUAUGAACUAUGAAAGAAAAGACUUUAUGGUUUACCUCGGAGGGCAGUUAGGGGAUAUGAGCGCUUAUGUGUGGACUUGGGGUCGUGUUUUUCCGCUGUGGGGUCCCGCGUUGAAUCUUUGGGGAUGUUUGGAGUCGUUCGGAAACUGACGCGACUCUUCGCCAUAGUGCUGUUGCUCUCUUCGGCGGUGGUGGUAGUGGUCCCUGGCUCAGAGUUGAGGGUUCGGGUCCGGCUGGCAGACGGGCUGAUCACCGAGGAGGUCCUAGAAGCGGACAGCGAGAGGGACUCCAUAUCACUCGAGUUCAAGCAGGGAGACGGGACGCUUGUUACGUUUGUGGCAGACUUCAAGCAGGAUGUAAAGAUUUUCCGUGCUCUGAUCCUUGGCGAACUUGAGAGAGGACAGAACCAGUAUCAGGCUCUGUGCUUUGUUACCCGACUCAACCGUAACGAGAUCAUCCCCAGUGAGUCCAUGGCCCGUCUGAGACAGAAAAAUCCUCAAGCAAUCCGUCUGGCAGAGGAGCGGAGGGGACUCGAGCAACUUACAAUGAGUGCAGCAGUGAAUCUGAGUCGAGCCUGGCAACUGAGCUCACACAUACACAACAUGUGCAGCGAGGCCCGGGAAGCCAUUUAUACCAGGGAAACAGAUGUUAAAUACUGGUUGGAAAAAGGAGUGGAUGGUUCCAUGUUUGAAGUAUUACCCCAGACAACAGAGUUGCCCAGCUUGCAACCCUGCCACUCUGCUAAAGACUUGUGGCAGCCGUGUCUGUGCACUUACAACCUGCGUCUGGAGUGGUAUCCCUGUUUACUGAAGUAUUGCCGGAGCCGGGACUCAGCAGGGAAGGGCUCCUCCUACAAGUGUGGCAUCAAGAGCUGCAGCAAGGGCUACCAUUUUACUUACUUUGUUCCUCAAAAACAGCUUUGUCUCUGGGAUGAGGAAACCUAGCAUUUCUACUGUGCUUGCAAACUUGCAAACAAAUAAAAUUUUGUUCCCAUCCAGGACUCUGUCUAUAAAUGAGACUUAAUACCUGUUUCUGCUUGGAAGAGUUGAGAUUCACAAGCAUCUAAAACUGCAAUGGUCCAAGAUCAAGCCCGAUUAAAAAAAAAUAUAUCGACUGUUCAGUAGCCUUGGAAAAGAGCCUCAUCACUUUGGUGACUUUGGUGGGAAUUUUUUGGGAGACUGUAUGGAUCAGGUGGUGGAUCAUAAUGAUGAUGUCCAUACAGAUUUCUUUAUGCAGAAACCUGAACUCUGACCUAGUUUAAAGUCAGAUGAGGAUCAGAAGAGACAACUCUGAUUAAGGACGUAUUGACCCAAUGUGUUUUAGCACAAAGUAAACCAGGAUGGCAAAUCAGUUCCUGCUGAAAUGUAUGUUCCUGAAGUGACUUUCAACAGAUGCAUAAACAUUUCCUGUUUUUAUUUAUUUUGAUUGCAAAAUGAAAUUAUGGAAGACUGUGUUUUUAUAGUUUAUCUUGUGUUCAGGUGAUGUUCGGACAAAUGUGCUUACAGCAAUAACAGUCAAAAUUAUAAAGGGCAUUUACUACUAAGGGUUUAAAUUAAACAAUUAAAGCAUUGUGAUAAGCUACGCUGUAGGCCUAACUAUAGUUUUAGCAGGAGAACACGGCUCUCAAAUACACUUUUAGGGGCCCAUACUAUCAACUAAACCAAAGGUAUGUUUUAAGAAUUUUUUUUUUUUUUCUGAUUUAGCUGGGCCAUGAUGGCCUCAUUGAUUACCUCUGCUGCCAUCAUGUGGCUGGAGCAUGUACAGUCAAACACCAAACCGGUUUUAUUUAUCUACUUUUUCACUUGUAUAGGACCAAACUUGUCUGUAGAUUUUCCCCAUUACCUAUGUUCAGAGCCAGUUUGCCUUACCUCUGUUUUGAUUGUGUUGAAAUGAGUUCUUCUAACUAAAACCAAAUGAUAAUUUGAUUUGAAACACAACAAGUGCCUUAACAUUUCCAUUCAUGUCCUUGCUAUAUAUUAUAGGAUACGUUUAACAUAGGUUAUUUUUUAUAAGUAUUUGAAAGCCAUGAGAAGGAAAGGAAGCAGUAGGUACCUGACUUUUACAUUGUACAACUUAAAUAAAGACUUUCUUUGCACUGUACAA